AUGGGAAAGUCUGAUUUGAAUCCACAAACGCCACCCAAGAAGAGAGUUCGGCCAAUCUCCAACCCUCUCUACGAUGAUGAUGAAACUUUCUUCUGCAAUAUAAUCACUCAUCAUCAUCUGCGCCCAGGAGAACAGUUCCCAGCUUUCCCUCGCCUCUACUCUGUAUCCUUCGAGCACGAGGCAAGAUUUUACCUGGAAUGUCAAACCUUCUACGCCUUUACUUUGGAUUCCAUGAAUCCAGAGGAAUCUAAGAAAUCUACCAAGGAUGCACCUUCUCCUUGCCAAGUUGUGGUUCGACCAAAGUCUUACAAGAAGCCUGCUAAAUAUGAUAUUCAACCAUUGCCACCAAUCGAUGAGUCCAGCGAAUCUAUCGAAGAGAGAUUGGAACAUGCUGGGCCUUCGGUACCUACUCAGACGAUUGCUGGGUACGAUAUUGACCAUUCCAAUGAUGAUCUAUCAUCUUCUAUGACAUCCUCUCUACAUCUAGCUGUACCUCCAACCAAUGGAACCCUAUCGUUGAGGAAUUUUCAUCCUCCUGUCCCUCCAUUAUCUCCAAUGUCACAAAUGAUUCAAGACCUUGAAAAUUCACCAUCUGGAAUACCCGCAGACUCAAAUUCAAACAAAUCACUUGAUACAAUCCACGGUAACGAACCGGAGACACCAAUUGCUAAUUCCAAUGGAAUUGCAUCAUUUGGUCACGAUGGAAUGGGCGUGAUUAAUAUUCACCCCAUUUCAACAAACCCCACAGUAAAAGGAUUUGACAGUAUUCUACUAACUUCACGAUUUCCCAAUCUGUUAUACGACGCUCAGUUCGACAGAUAUAUCAAGAAACCAAAUCCUGAUGAAAAGGAAAGAGGAUCGAGACUCAAUGUGGACCUGCAAAUCAAUGGUGUGUGUGCAAACGCAGAUGGGGUCGAUGUGAAGGGAGAGAAGGGAAAGAUUAUGGGUAAAUUGGUUGUACUUCCAGAGGUGGCAAUCAUGAAAUACACGACUCCUGAGGGAGCAACGGGAGUGAGAUCUUUAAGGAUGAAGCCGCAAGUUCAAGAUAAUGGCUUAUACCGAGUAGCCAAAAAUGCAACGGGAAUUGGAGAAGAGGAAGUUGACGCUAAGAAACAUGUGCGAAUGGCUUCAGAGCCAGAACGAAUAGCAACUCCAGGAGGAGCAGAUCAACCAAUUGGCAGAUUGAGAUCUGAUACAGAACCAAUCAAGAGAAUUUCAAGACAUCCGUAUGCGAAUAUCUCUCGAAGAAUAGAAGAUUCCCUGAGUUCACCUCGCCAGGAUUCGCGUCGGAGAAAGGCUGGUCCUAUCUACUUACCAGCUUGUACCGAGAAUGAUGAUACGAAUUCAACUAGACUCUUCAUACCCACCAAUACACGUACACGAACGCCAUCUCCAAGAAUCCGUCCGAUUCGUCCACCGCCACCGACGGAUCGUCCAUAUCGUUAUAUCAGUCAACGAUCCGUAGACAGCAUACCUCGUGUCGAUAAUCCACCAAGUCAAGAUCGUGGUUCGACUGGAGAUGAUCCUUCUCCAAUUGUGGUUGAUAUCACUUCUUUUGUCCCGCCACAAACAACCAUCGCAUCAUCUACUAGUCGUCCCGAAAGUCCAGUGAGACAUAUAUCCUAUACCCUCAACCUCCCCCAAAUCUUCUCCUCCCCAUCACCAAUCGCUCUACCAUCUAAACCUCUUUCCGCAGUUCCCGCUACUCCCAUCACCAAUCCCAAUCCCAACUCGCAUAUCUCAUCUAUCUCUAUCUCCGACCCACAAAUAGCUACCGCCAACUCAUCCAUAUACUCCAUCUACACCCCCGAAUCCUCUCCCCACAGCAGCGGCGUUAUCCCUCCCACACUUUCCCGAAUCCCCAGUAUUCCCUCACCUCCAAAUACUCCAAAGGCCUCCCUUUUUCGCUCCAACACAGUCAGCACAAUCCCCAGUACCCCCACUAAAACAGAUACCGAUACACAUACUCGACACAACACCAAUUCCACAUUCGCCUCUAGCAUAUCAUCACCUAACAAUAACCCCAAUCCAUCACCCAUAAAACCCAACCCACGUCCCAGCCCUCACACCCACACCCGCACCCUUAGCCAAGAAAGUAUCGCAUUAACCGAACAUCUAGUACGCGAAGGAAUCUACGGCGGCAUCGUCUACGACAUCUCCACCACCAAAUCCCCAUCCAAAUCCCCAUCCAAAUCCACAUCCCAAUCCACAUCCCAAUCCCCAAUCAGCAAAAAACCCCAGCCCAACAACCCCAACCCAUCUCCCCACUGGCAACUCACCGCCUCCCAACUCCGCCGCAAAAAAAAACGCGCAGCUAAAGUCCUAAGCGCCUCCCUCCGCAAACGAGAAAAAGAAGCGCAGCGCGCUCAUCAUGUUUCCAGAAAUCCCUUGAAAAAUCAUUCAGAGAAAUGUCUCUGGAAACUCGGACUCAGAGCAAAAACGAGGAAUGUGAAAGCGGCAGUGCAGAGUCAGAGGGGUAAGGUUAGUUAUGUGAAGAUUCGGGUGUUUUUGAGGAGGUUGGGGAGGGGGGUUCAGGUUAGGUAUCAGGGGUUUAGGAAGAGGGUUGGGGAAGUGGUGGUGGCCCGGGAGAGGAUUUUGGGGGCGGUUAGGCCUGAGAGGUGGAGGGGGGGAGUGGGGAUGGGGGUCGGGGUGGGGGAUCAGUAUGAUUUUGUUUGUAGGGGGGAGAGUGGGAGUGGAAGUGGAAGUGGAGAGGGAGAGGGAGAAGGUGAAGAUAGGAAUAAAGAUAGAAAUAGGGAUUGGGUAGAUGUGAGGGACAGGGAACCUGAGAGGGCUACACCGGGCAUGGAAAUAAUAGGAUAA
Messenger RNA from Sclerotinia borealis F-4128, 2820 nucleotides. NCBI's taxonomy places the organism in Eukaryota, Fungi, Ascomycota, Leotiomycetes, Helotiales, Sclerotiniaceae. The record is from the annotation of a GenBank genome assembly.